Sphenostylis stenocarpa is the source of this 285-nucleotide messenger RNA. NCBI's taxonomy places the organism in Eukaryota, Viridiplantae, Streptophyta, Magnoliopsida, Fabales, Fabaceae. The record is from the annotation of a GenBank genome assembly.
AUGUCCGCAAAGUUUCAAGCUUUCGGUUCAGUGAGUGAGGGGCAUGAAGUUAGAUUUGGCAGUUCUGGCAGAAAUACUACAACGUGUGAUUACCGCGUACUGGUAAAAGUACCUUUACGAGCGAGACAAUCUGGUAACAGAGAUGGGGGCAUGAAUUUUACUGUGAUGGAAUGGAAUGACCAAUUGGGGUUCGGCCUCAAUCUUGCCAAUUUUGAGCAUUUGAUUUGUGUGUUUGAGGUCCGGUUUGCUGAUGCCAUGGAUUCCCGCGCUUUACAGUUGGUCUGA